This is a messenger RNA of Pipistrellus nathusii (Nathusius's pipistrelle), 330 nucleotides long. NCBI's taxonomy places the organism in Eukaryota, Metazoa, Chordata, Mammalia, Chiroptera, Vespertilionidae. The record is from the annotation of a GenBank genome assembly.
AUGUGUAAAGAAUUCACUUCAUCUUUAUUUUGCCAGCUGGGCAAAAUUUUGUGUAACAUCUUCAUGAUACUUUGGUAUAAGAGUAAGUUCACUACUUUUAUAAUGAAUCCAAAUCUAAAGCCUUUUGUAGUGUAUUUUAAAAGGGAAAACUUACCCAAAUGUUUUAUUUCUACACAUUUGUGUGUAUGUGUGUGUGUGUAUGUGUGUAUAAGCCAGUUAGUAUAUAUGUAUAUUAUGUACAUAAAACACUAUAUUUUUACAUACAAGUGUGCUUUUAUUAUACAGAUAAUAAAGAUGGGGGAAGGUUUCUGUUUUUUUCUUAAUAGGUGA